AUGCAAAAAAGGCGGGUCCACAUCUCGGAGCGCACGCUGAGCUUCCUUAACGGAGAGUUCGCCGUGGGACCUGGAGACGGAGGUUCUCGGGAAGAGGCACUGAGACUCGCAGGCCUACAGACAUUCUUCAUCACUGAGGUUUUGAAGCCGUACCCAGAGGGCACUCUGGACUACGGCAAGCAGAUGGAAGAUGGACAGCCGCCGAGAGGGGGAGACGCAGGCAUCGAUACAUCAACAAGUGAUGAAAAGGAGUACCGGCGUCGCCUGCACAAAGAGCUGCUUGAGAGAGACACUGAAAAGGAGCUUCGUGACCACGCUCAUCCGGUGAGCCUAUCGUUCCGCGACUCGGAGCUGGAGCGGCAGUUCGCCAGCACCAGCGACAGCUGCAGCUGUGUCUCACUCGCCUCCUGGCCUUUGGUGGCGCUGGCGUCAGCCGCGGCCUAUCCUCUUUCAUCUUCGGGUCCUGCGUUCAGUGCCUACCUUACUGGCCUGGUGUUGCUGUCUGCGCUUCUCGCAAUUUGUGUCCUGCCCUUCUUCGCAAAGGCGCUACCUCGAACCAUGAAGGUGGUUUCAACUGCGGUGCGGAGCAGGUCUGGGGCUCGCCUGCUGGUUUCCCUGACGGCAGUGACAUUCUGGUUGUCACUACAUUUAGCUGCAACCCUCUUGGGUGCCAGCAGUGACAUUGUUCAGCCAAGUAGUGCGGCCGAAGGGAAGCUGUCGGCCCCCAUAAUCCUCUCAUUGAACACUGCUCGCCACUCCGUCAGUGUGGCGGCGCUCGCGCUGGUCGCCGUGGCGGCACUCGUGCGGCUCAGCUACCUGACAAAGAUAGCCUUCCUGGCUUUGCUGUGUGUGCUGCAGUGUGCGCUCUGCCUGCUGCCACCAGUCAGCGAACACUUUACGGCGGCGUCGCUGGAAGUCAUCGAGGUCGUCGGCGCGACAGAAACCCCAACUCCGACAGUAGACCAAACAAAACAAGAGCAGCGUCUACUAGGCCAUGCUGCCGUGCAGCUCAUCUACCUGGUUGCGAUAGGAUUGGCGCUGGCUGUCAUCUCUAGGCAGUUCGAGCUUACAUCUCGGCGGCUGUUCUUGUGGAGAAAAGACGUGGAGGAGCAGAAGGAGAAGGUGGCGGACAUGCGCCGCAAGAACGAGGCGCUCGUCUACAACGUGUUGCCUCCCCACGUGGCAAAGGUGUUCCUUGGGCGGCGUAGGCUGGACGAGGAGCUGUACAGCAAGAGCCACGACUUCGUGGGUGUCCUGUUCGCGGCCAUGCCAAAUUUCUCCGAUUUCUACACCGAGGAGUCUGUAAACAACCAGGGACUCGAGUGCCUUCGCUUCCUUAACGAAGUCAUCUCUGACUUUGAUGCUCUCCUGGAGCAAAAUCGGUUCCAGGACAUCCUUAAAAUAAAGACCAUCGGCUCCAGCUACAUGGCGGCAAGUGGACUCAGCAAAGAGGACGAACCCAAGGAUGGCGCCAGCAUGCAGGAGAGGUGGGGCCAUCUGGCGCAGCUGACAGAUUUUGCGCUGGCUCUCAAAGACACUCUCAACAACAUCAACAGAGAGAGUUUCAACAACUUUGUUCUUAAGAUGGGCAUCAACCAUGGACCCAUUACUUCUGGCGUGAUUGGUGCCCGCAAGCCACAUUUCGACAUAUGGGGAAACACGGUGAAUGUUGCCAGUCGCAUGGAAAGCACCGGAAAGGCUGGAAAUAUCCAGGUGGUGAAAGAGACAGCUGACAUUCUGGAGACAUUCGGCUUCAUGCUCGAACAGCGAGGCCUGGUGUCAGUAAAGGGAAAAGGCAUGCUCAUGACUUUCUAUCUUUUGGACAAGAAACCACCUGCCCAGCAGCUCAGUGCGUUGACCACACACGUGCACACUAACCCACUUGCGCAACAAGAUGAUGACGCAGGCGUCAACACCGCAGACACGAUUGCGUUGCCACAGGAGGCUGAAACAGCGACACCUUCUGCAGACGUGACUACAAGUAGCAGUCAGGAGGGGGUCAGCAUGGUUGCAGAGCAAACUCUGCAGCACCAGCAGCACUUGCCCAAUGGUGCAGGCCCCACAGCUGCGGCGACAGCGGCGAGCCCAAGCUGAGAGACACCUCCCACAAGGAGCUGUGAGUCUUCGUUACCAUGGUGCUACCAUCCCCAGCCCCACGGCCUGCUUCAGCUAUGACUCCUGCCCUGCGGCAGUUUCCAAGCUAGGCCUCAAGAUGUCCCGGGCCUUCCUAGACGGCGGAAACAGCCACUUCAUUGUAACAUGCCUGCCCGGUGCGCCCACAUAGCGACCAGUACACCGCUGCAUCCUUCCUUUCCCAGAGGCUGCUCUCCACAAUUUGCGUGCCCUGAUUAACUACGUCACUCUAACAGUUCCUCAAAGUAGUUGACAUCAGUGUUCAACAUUCUUUAGAAAUAAUGGUCGGCUACUAAGAGGAUAGUCGGGAAGAAGAUGGUUGAACGCGUUCGUUCAUAUUCAUCACGAAAUUUUAGGGCAAGUGCUCAGGGCAAGGAAGCAAGUGCACAGAGUAGGGAACAAACCACUCUGAACUACAUUGGGUUCUUGCUUUUUUCUGCGUUGAAAUUUCGUGCUGAGUAUUAAUGUCAAACUGCGUUCUACCCACUUCCCUUCCCGUCCUAUAGCAUGCCGUGGGCAAACUUCCAGCUUGAUAUCAACGUCACCCAAAAUCAAAACAACUGUUAUUAGCCAACAUAAGUCGAAGGAAUUUCACCGAUCAUUUGUUCUGCUUUUCUUGCCGUUAAGAAACGAGAUCUUCGGCUUAACCACGACACCCUAUCCUUAGGAGCGUGUUUUAAAAUUAACACUGAAUCCACAAUGGGCAAAAGAAGUCUGUGCUGUCUGCCUUCUACCAUUGCGCGAUGAACGUUUUGGUUCUCAUUUUCAAACUGGCAUGUACGUAUUUUUGCCUUCGAGAGGCUUGUACAAGUGGUUUGUUGUCAUCGCUCUCUUCUUGUACAAUACCAGCUUAGAAUUAUACGACAUAUACGUGUUUGUGUUAUCUCCAGCCUCAUUCAUUAGCACUAAAAGUUUGGGUGUUCAUAUUCACAUUUGAGUGUCUUUAAGAAAUAUUUUCACUGAACGUGUGCAGAUCACCAUUAGCCGACAACUAUUGAACCACUGUCGGUUUUUUCUGGCUACCUUGCUUUGCCACCUUACUUCAGCUGGCCCACUGUAUGACGGUUCGGUACAUCGACACGUGGGCCUGCCUCAUGGGUCACUUUUGAUGCGGCAUUAUUGAGAAGCGGCUCAUCUAUUCCUAUCUGCUUGCUCAGUAAAAGUGGUGAAUGCGUUAGCGUUGAAGAUCAUGAGCUUUCUUUUUAAGACUGCAUUAACAACGACAUUAAAGUUUCUGAGUUCUCU
Molecule: messenger RNA, 3378 nt
Organism: Rhipicephalus microplus (southern cattle tick)
Lineage: Eukaryota; Metazoa; Arthropoda; Arachnida; Ixodida; Ixodidae
Product: adenylate cyclase type 3
Biological process (GO): adenylate cyclase-activating G protein-coupled receptor signaling pathway; intracellular signal transduction; cAMP biosynthetic process
Cellular component (GO): plasma membrane
Molecular function (GO): adenylate cyclase activity
Source: RefSeq, a predicted model, not a curated record